AUGCAUGUAUCUGAUGGAUCUGAUAUCCAAGCAAUCAUUGCUCAAAGACGUUUACAAAUCGUCCAAAAAACCGGUGUUGCUGCCUUAGUUGCCAAUCAUCGUUCCUUUUUUAUUGCUGUCUUCGCCUCCCUUGGUGGUUUAGUUUAUGGUUAUAAUCAAGGUAUGUUCGGUCAAAUUUCUGGUAUGCACUCUUUCUCCGUCGCUGCUGGUGUUGGUAAAAUUCAAGAUAAUCCAACUUUACAAGGUUUAUUGACCUCCAUCUUAGAAUUAGGUGCUUGGGUCGGUGUCCUUAUGAAUGGUUACUUCGCUGAUGCCUUAGGUAGAAAGAAGUCUGUCAUUGUUGGUGUCUUCUUCUUUAUUCUUGGUGUAAUUGUUCAAGCUUGUGUCCGUGGUGGUCACUACUCUUAUAUCUUAGGUGGUAGAUUUGUUGUCGGUAUUGGUGUGGGUAUCUUAUCUAUGAUUGUCCCAUUAUAUAAUGCUGAAUUAGCUCCACCAGAAGUUAGAGGUGCUUUAGUUGCUUUACAACAAUUAGCCAUUACUUUCGGUAUUAUGAUCUCAUAUUGGAUUGGUUACGGUACUAACUUUAUUGGUGGUACUGGUGAUGGUCAAUCUAGAGCUGCUUUCUUAGUUCCAAUUUCUAUUCAAGUUCUUCCAGCUAUUAUCUUAGGUUCUGGUAUCUUAUUUAUGCCAGAAUCCCCAAGAUGGUUGAUUAAUCAAGGACGUGAAGAAGAAUCUUUAGACGUUGUUGCUCACUUAAGAGGUUUAGAUAAGAAUGAUCAAUUAAUUCAAAUGGAAUUCCUUGAAAUGAAAGCUCAAAGACUUUUCGAAAAGGAAUUGCUUGAAACUAAAUUCCCACACUUACAAGAUGGUUCUUUCUCAAGUAACUUCAAGAUUGGUUUCUAUCAAUAUGCUUCCUUAGUUACCCAUUACCCAACCUUUAAGAGAGUCGCUGUUGCUUGUUUAGUUAUGACUUUCCAACAAUGGACCGGUGUUAAUUUCAUUUUAUACUAUGCUCCAUUUAUUUUCGCUAGAUUAGGUUUAUCCGGUACUACUACUUCCCUUUUAGCUUCUGGUGUUGAAGGUAUUGUUAUGUUCUUAGCUACUAUUCCAGCUGUUAUUUGGGUUGAUAAAUUAGGUAGAAAACCAGUUUUAAUCUCCGGUGCCAUUGUUAUGGGUAUUUGUCAUUUAGUUGUCGCUGGUAUUUUAGGAUCUGUUAAAGACAUUGAAAAUAACGCAAGUGCUGGUUGGGCUGCUGUUGUCUUCAUUUGGAUUUUCGCCAUUGGUUUCGGUUACUCUUGGGGUCCAUGUGCUUGGAUUAUCGUUGCUGAAGUUUUCCCAUUAGGUAUGAGAGCUAAAGGUAUUUCCAUUGGUGCUUCUGCCAAUUGGUUAAAUAACUUUGCCGUUGCUAUGUCUACUCCAGAUUUCGUUGCUAAAGCUAGUUACGGUGCUUAUAUCUUCUUAGGUUUAAUGUGUGUUAUUGGUGCCGCUUACAUUUACUUCUUCGUUCCAGAAACUAAAGGAAGAACUUUAGAUGAAAUUGAUGAACUUUUCGGUGAUAACUCUGGUACUUCAAGAUCUGAAUUAGAAAUCCAUAACAGAAUUCUUAAAGAAGUUGGUUUACUUGACUUACUUGACGAAGAUUCUGUUUCCUCUGAAAACGAAAAAGCUAAACCAGAUGUUUCUUACCAUGAAGGUACUCCAGCUGCUAGUGAUUAA
Molecule: messenger RNA, 1716 nt
Organism: Scheffersomyces coipomensis
Lineage: Eukaryota; Fungi; Ascomycota; Pichiomycetes; Serinales; Debaryomycetaceae
Gene: HGT9
Product: Hgt9p
Exons: 1
Coding region: 1-1716 (571 amino acids)
Biological process (GO): transmembrane transport; carbohydrate transport
Cellular component (GO): membrane
Molecular function (GO): carbohydrate:proton symporter activity
Source: RefSeq, a predicted model, not a curated record